Linum tenue is the source of this 579-nucleotide messenger RNA. The record is from the annotation of a GenBank genome assembly. NCBI's taxonomy places the organism in Eukaryota, Viridiplantae, Streptophyta, Magnoliopsida, Malpighiales, Linaceae.
AUGCAGCUAACUUCGGACGGGGAGGCCCACGAUGAACUGGACUUUGAGAUAUUGGGGAACGAAGAGUCGAGGCCCAUCAGGCUAAACACCAACAUAUUCAUAGACGGCUAUGGAAACAGGGAGAAAACGGUUCAUCUCAGCUGGUUUGACCCCACCGCUGACUUUCACAAUUUUUUUUUUUUUUUUCCAAUGUAUUUGUGCAGAUUUUUCGUGGAUGAGGUUCCUGUAAGGGUGAUGAGGAAGGUCGACGGGAAAUCGUACCCUGCGACGAGGCCAAUGUGGUUACAGGCCAGCCUGUGGAAUGGAGAGCCCUGGGCCAUGGACACUGACCAGAAGAAAAUCAACUGGGCCUACGGGCCGUUCCGGGCCUACUUCAAGGAUUUCAGCGUCGACGGUUGUCCCGUGGACGACGAAGGUUCCGAUUUGGCGUCGUGUUCUUCGCCGGAGUAUUGGUGGAACGCCGAGAGAUAUUGGACACUCGACGAGGCACAGCAGAUGGCGUACGAGCAUGUCCUCGAGCAUUACCAAACUGCUGACUACUGCGUCGACAGGCCCCACCCUCCCGAGUGCGGCCUGUAA